AUGGCGGACGAACGUCUGGCUCGAGUCGCUGCGCGGCUGCAAAACUUGCCAUCCAUCUCUCUUCCAACCGACUACCCACGCUUGUCGGGCAACAGGCUAGUCGAAGCCGCGCACUCUGCUGACCUCUCGGAGCAGACAUGCCUGAGCCUGCUAAAGCUCGCCUUGCACAACGAAAACAGCGAGGAGGACGAAGGAACUGUCGAGAUCAAAGGUCCAUCUCCUUUCCACCUCCUCCUCGCCGCGUUCUCCGUCCUCCUCCACCGAUACACCGGCGACACAGAUCUCGUCAUCGGCUCUUCAUCUGCUUCUGCGCGCGACCCGCUCGUCCUCCGGAUAUCGGUGAACCCAGACGAUGCCUUCUGGACAGUGGUGCGCAAGGUGCAGCAGGCUGAGCGCGACGCCGAGGCCGAUGCGCUCCCGUUCGAGACCAUCGUGCGCGCCCUCGGAAAAGACAAAAUCGAGUCGGUCGAAGGCUCGCGUCCGCUAUUCCGUGUGCGAUUUUUCGACGAGACGGACAGUCCACAGGAGAACUUCCUGCGCUCGACCAGCCUGACGUCGGAUCUGACCGUGUUCGUGUCGAGGCAGCAUGAGAGUAGCCGCAGUUCCGUCGCGCCGCACAUCACACUCCGCCUGCUUUACAACUCGCUGCUCUUCACGCCGGCGCGUAUGACCUGCAUCGUGGACCAGCUAUCGAUCCUCCUGCGCAAGGCUGCCGCACACCCAGCAGCCCUGGUCGGGUCCGUGCCGCUGCUGACUCCCGCACAGCGCGAGAAGCUUCCAAAUCCUACGGCGGACCUCAACUGGUGUGACUGGAAGGGCGCGAUACCGGAUGUCUUCUCGAAGAAUGCUCGCCGUUGGCCGGACCGUCCCUGCGUCAUCCAGUGCCUUCCGCCUGCCAGUUUCGAUCAGCUCCAGGAGAAGCGGACUUUCAGCUAUCGCAUGAUCCUCCACGCGUCGAACAUCCUCGCUCACCACCUCAUCCAAGGAGGCUUGCAGCGCGAAGAGGUGGUCAUGGUGUAUGCAUAUAGGAGUGUCGAGCUCGUCGUCGCUGUAAUGGCAGUACUCAAAGCCGGUGCUACGUUCUCCGUCAUAGAUCCUGCGUAUCCUCCAUCGAGGCAGACGAUAUACCUCCAGGUAGCCCAGCCUCGGGCACUAGUCGUUUUGAAGGGCGCAGGUCGCAUUAGUCCGCCGGUUAGAGACUUCAUCUCAUCCGAACUGCAAAUCCGUGUCGAGGUGCCUGCGCUGGAGCUGUCCCCCUCUGGAGACGUCGUCGGUGGACCAGAGGCUGACGGCGAGGACGUGCUCAGAGCUCAUAUACAUUUGGGCGACACGGAUCCGGACGUCGUCCUCGGUCCUGACAGCGUUGGAACACUGUCCUUCACGAGCGGCAGCACUGGUAUUCCGAAAGGUGUACGGGGUAGGCACUUCAGUCUAACGCAUUUCUUUCCUUGGAUGGGAGAGCGCUUCGGGCUUGGAGAAAACUCCAAGUUUACGAUGCUGAGCGGAAUUGCCCAUGAUCCAAUUCAGCGCGACAUGUUCACGCCUUUAUUCUUCGGCGCCAAGCUGUAUGUGCCGACUGCCGAGGAUAUCGGCACUCCAGGGCGGCUCGCAGAAUGGAUGGCUGAGAACGAGGUUACUGUGACCCAUCUCACCCCCGCCAUGGGGCAGCUACUGUCCGCUCAAGCUACACAUCAAAUUCCAUCGCUGCGAAAUGCCUUCUUUGUUGGAGAUGUCCUAACCAAGCGCGACUGUUUGCGCCUCCAAUCGCUCGCUGCGAAUGUUAGGAUUAUCAACAUGUACGGCACGACUGAGACGCAGCGCGCCGUGUCGUACUUUCUCCUCCCCAGUGUCUCUGAAGAUGCAACAUUCCUUGCGACGCAGAAGGAGAUCAUGCCUGCAGGGGAGGGUAUGAUUGAUGUUCAGUUGCUUGUUGUGAACCGAAACGACAAGAAUAUUCCGUGUGCGGUCGGCGAGGUUGGCGAGAUCUACGUUCGCUCAGGCGGGCUGGCAGAGGGGUACUCAGAUCCAGCUGCCACUGGAGAGAAAUUUGUCGCCAAUUGGUUUGCCAUCGACUCACCGCCUAGGCCAGAUACCAUCCGAGAACCUUCAUCUGGUCAGCCUGGCCCAGAGGCACAGUUCUGGAAGGGCAUACGCGACAGGAUGUAUCGCUCUGGUGACCUUGGUCGUUACCUGCCGAACGGCAUUGUAGAGUGCACCGGCCGUGCGGAUGAUCAAGUGAAGAUUCGUGGCUUCCGCAUAGAGCUGGGCGAGAUCGAUUUAUACCUCAGCCAGCAUCCUCUUGUUAGAGAAAACGUGACUCUUGUCCGGCGAGAUAAGGACGAGGAGAAGGUCCUUGUCAGCUACUUUGUACCUGUCAACGGACCCACUUUGAACGAUUACGAGAGUGAUAUUCCGGAAAAUGAUGACGAAAAAGGUAUUGUCAGCGGUAUGAGAAGGUACAGAAGGUUGAUCAAGGAUAUCCGGGAGUAUCUCAAAAAGAAGCUCCCAAGCUAUAGCGUCCCUACCCUUUUUGUUCCUCUUCAACGCAUGCCACUCAAUCCGAAUGGUAAGAUAGACAAGCCAGCACUUCCGUUCCCAGAUACAGCCCAAGCCGCCCCCGCCGAACCGCAUCGUGGACCCGCUGCUACGUCCUCCGAAGAGGCCAUUCGCACCAUUUGGUCUCGUAUCCUCCCGAACCCCCCUUUCCCCCUCCCAUUAGACGAAAGUUUCUUCGAUCUCGGCGGCCACUCCAUCUUGGCUACUCGACUUAUUUUUGAGAUCCGCAAGGCGUUUCUGAUCGACGCCCCUCUUGGCCUUGUAUUCGAUAAGCCGACAAUCACCUUGCUCGCUGCCGCCGUCGACAGGCUGCGAAAUGCAGAUCUCGGCUUUUCUGGGAAAGACGGCGAUAAAUCGCCCGUAUCGUCGCCCGAGCCUACGUUGAAGGCGGUGGCUAAGAAGCUGACGUAUGGCGAGGAUUAUGAGACCCUGUUGGCGCGACUCCGUCCAUCAUACGAGAGUGUUAGUGCAGAUUACUCUAGUCGGCCGCUGACCGUCUUUUUGACUGGUGCGACCGGAUUCUUGGGCGCAUUUAUUCUACGCGACCUGCUCUCGCGUUCUGAUCGGGUCAAGAAAGCCAUAUGUCUCGUUAGGGCUCCCGAUUCGAGUAAGGCGCUGGAACGCUUGCGUGAAGCGGCUAGCGGGCGCGGUGUCUGGAAUGAGAGCUGGGUGGCGGAGUCAAGAUUGGAGGUCGUGAAGGGUGAUUUAGAUCAGGAACGAUUUGGAUUAGAGCAAGACACUUGGGAUCGCAUCGCGGCUGAAGCGGAUGCCGUUCUCCACAAUGGUGCAUUGGUUCACUGGGUAUAUCCAUAUGAAAAACUUCGGCCAGCGAACGUAAUUGCUACACUUACAGCGACAGAGCUUGCUGCAACCAGCAAGCCGAAGCUUUUUGUGUUUGUCUCGUCAACCUCGGCCAUCGAUACCGAGUACUACGUCCAGUUGUCUGAUUCAUUAGCUCGGGAUCAGAAUAGCCUUGGCGGUGUACCGGAAAGUGACGACCUCGAGGGCGCGAGGACGUCCUUGGCGACUGGAUAUGGACAAACGAAAUGGGUUUGUGAGAAAUUGCUGUUCGAGGCUGGACGUCGUGGAUUGAAAGGUCACAUUCUGCGUCCUGGGUACGUUGUCGGUGAUUCUCAGUCAGCUGUGACCAACACGGACGACUUCAUUUGGCGGAUGGUCAAGGGCUGUAUUCAGCUCGGCUUAGUUCCCGAUAUCAACAAUACAGUCAACAUGGUUCCAGUUGACCACGUCGCGCGUUGCACAGCGCUCGCGACCCUAGCGCCGUUGCCGUCACCACAGGAUGCACUGGCCGUGCUACACGUUGCAGCUCAUCCACGACCUACAUAUAAUGACGUGCUCUCGUCGCUCUCGCGAUACGGGUUUACGGUAAAGCGCUGCGAGUAUCUCGUUUGGCGAAGCCGGCUCGAGCGACAUGUUAUGGAGGUCCAGGACAACGCGCUAUUUCCGCUAUUGCACUUUGUUCUUGACGAUCUGCCUACGAGUACGAAGGCGCCAGAGUUGAGCGAUGUUAAUAUGCGGGCGCUAGUGGCGCCACAUAUGCAAGAGACGAACAGUACCGUGGACGACCAGCUCAUGGGUCGUUAUCUUGCCUGGCUCGUUCGUGCGGAAUUCUUGCCCUUCCCCACUGCACUGGAUUCCGAGAAAAAGCUACCGCAGCUGGUAGAUGGACCGGCGACGCGGGCGGUAGGACGCAGUGGCGUAUAG
Messenger RNA from Fibroporia radiculosa, 4281 nucleotides. RefSeq lists its product as uncharacterized. The record is from RefSeq and is a predicted model, not a curated record. Gene Ontology annotation, biological process: L-lysine biosynthetic process. Gene Ontology annotation, molecular function: phosphopantetheine binding; L-aminoadipate-semialdehyde dehydrogenase [NAD(P)+] activity. The transcript has 6 exons. The coding region runs from base 1 to 4281 and encodes 1426 amino acids. NCBI's taxonomy places the organism in Eukaryota, Fungi, Basidiomycota, Agaricomycetes, Polyporales, Fibroporiaceae.